Ziziphus jujuba (common jujube) is the source of this 1503-nucleotide messenger RNA. RefSeq names its product wall-associated receptor kinase-like 1. Gene Ontology annotation, biological process: cell surface receptor signaling pathway; protein phosphorylation. Lineage: Eukaryota; Viridiplantae; Streptophyta; Magnoliopsida; Rosales; Rhamnaceae. Gene Ontology annotation, molecular function: ATP binding; protein serine/threonine kinase activity. Gene Ontology annotation, cellular component: plasma membrane. The record is from RefSeq and is a predicted model, not a curated record. The transcript has a single exon. Bases 267 to 1211 code for a protein of 314 amino acids.
GUAUCAGUAUCGUAUCGGGAGUGAUAUUUCUACACUUUGUUUUAUGGUUUUUAUAUAAAGUGGCAAAGAAAAGAAGGAAAAUUCAACGCAAGCAAAAGUUCUUCAAACUAAAUGGUGGUUUAUUGUUACAACAACAAUUAUGUUCAAGUGAAGUCAAUGUAGACACAGUCAAGCUGUUCAAUUCAAAAGAGCUACAGAAGGCGACCAAUCGGUUUCAUGUAGAUAGAAUUCUUGGUCAUGGGGGUCAAGGUACCGUUUACAAAGGUAUGUUGACCGAUGGAAGGAUUGUUGCUGUUAAAAAAUCCAAAAUAGUGGACGAGAGCAAAAUUGCAGAAUUCAUCAAUGAGGUUGUCAUUCUUUCUCAAGUUAAUCACAGAAAUGUGGUUAAAUUGCUUGGAUGCUGCUUAGAAACUGAAGUCCCUCUUCUAGUUUAUGAAUUCAUACCAAAUGGAACUCUUUCACAAUAUAUCCAUAACCAGAACGAGGAGUUUCCGCUUACAUGGGAAAUGCGGCUGCGCAUUGCCAUAGAAAUUGCAGGAGCUCUUUCUUACCUGCAUUCUGCUGCUUCCUUUCCCAUAUAUCACCGCGACAUAAAGUCUACAAACAUCCUCUUAGAUGAGAAGUACAGAGCAAAAAUAGCAGAUUUUGGAACUUCAAGAUCAAUUUCCAUUGAGCAAACUCACAUCACGACUCUUGUACAUGGCACAUUGGGUUACUUGGAUCCUGAAUAUUUCCAAUCAAACCAGUUCACUGAGAAGAGUGACGUUUAUAGCUUUGGAGUGGUCCUUCUUGAGCUGUUGACCGGAGAAAAAGCAAUUUCUAUGAGAUCAGAAGAAGUAGGAAGAAGUCUAGCCACGCAUUUCAUUGUCUCAAUGCAGGAAGGUCGUCUAUUCGACAUUCUUGAUGGUCAUGUAUUAAAGGGUCCGAAAGAAGGUGUAAUGGUGGUUGCUAAUCUUGCCAAGAGAUGCCUGAAUUUGAAUGGAAGGAAACGACCUACCAUGAAAGAAGUGACAAUGGAGUUAGAGGGGAUUCAAAUGUUAGGGAAAGCGACUACUUCUAUUAAUGUUCCACAAAAUCAUGAAGAAGUUGAAUGUGUCAGAACUCAAGUUAUUGAACCAUGGGAUGUUACUUCCAUUUCAACUGGCUCAGCUUAUGAUACUGGUCGUGAUUCAUCCUUGCAUGAAUUACCUUUAUUGUCUUUUAGCUCGUAGGUUUAUGAUUUGGGACUCCAGCUAAUUUAGUAUGUGUUGCAUUUCACUUAUUGUUGCCUGAUAAAUAUGAGUCCAUAUCAAUGUCGACCUUGUCCAUUACUUUAUGGAAAGUAAUGAGACUUGAUGUGGCAGACUAUAAUUGCAAAUUCCAUCGAGUCAAUAGUAAAAAACAAUUUGUUUUUGGGUCAAAAUAGUUAAAAAAACAACAAUAAAACGAAAAAGUGGAGAAUAAAUAUUAUUGGGCUUGUCAGGAGAAGAAUUAUUAAUUGAACCCUUCAAGAUUGAAAUGUAA